UCGGCUCUAUAAUAACACGAGAAGCACCGGCGCCUCCACACUCGCGGUGUAAACACGAACGGUGUGGACGGUUUUACGCGCGUCGAAAAAGAGGAUUUACCAACGCCUUUCCUCUUUUAUUCUUCGUUUUCCGCCUUUCUUCUUCUUCUUCUUCUUCUUCUUCUUCUUCAUCUUCAUCUUCUUCUUUUAAUAUCCACGCGGCGCAACAGAGAAAAUAAUGCACGCAGAGUGAAAUUAUUCAACCUUUAUUGGGGGGGUUGACGCGCUUUUUCACGCGGGGUGAUGGAUAUUAUUGGUGCGCACCAGGCAGGUGUCCCUGAAGGCACCACGGAUCGACUCGGAGAACACCAUCUGAUGGCCGGAAGCGCUGACCGCGGUGAGCGAGGCCCCGCCCCUCUUCGAGCCGGCCUACGCCGCCGCGCACAUGAAGGCUGAGAUGACGCCGCCCGGCGGCUUCGGAGGCCACGCCUCCAAGCGGAGCCCCGAGCCCCCCGAUCCGGAGUGGGCGGGGCCGGGGAAACGAGGAGACCACGUCAACGGGCCCAGCCGUGAGUCCCCGGUUGACUGCAGCGUCACCAAGCGCUCCCGACCCAUGAGCGGCGACCCCGGGGGCCCGAUGCCGCCGUACCCGUCCUCGUACCCGGAGCCGCGCGCCGGCCCCCAGCCGCCCCCCCCGGCCACCGGCGUCACGGAGGAGAAGAGGGUUAUCGUGCCGGCAGACCCGGAGGUCUGGACCCAGGACCACGUGCGCCAGUGGCUGGACUGGGCCAUCAAGGAGUACGUCCUGGAGGAGGUGGACGUGAUGCUGUUCCAGGCGCUGGACGGCAAGGCGCUGUGCAAGAUGAGCAAGGACGACAUGAUGCGCUUCACGUCGGCCUACAACGCCGACAUCCUGCUCUCGCAUCUCAGCUACCUCCGCCAGAGUAGCCCGACGUUCUCGUACUCCACGACUCCGACCAACACCACCACACCUCCACCAGCAGCACCAGCACCUGCACAGCCCAGACUACAGGUGAAAGCAGAGAGCGGCGGCUUUGAGGAGAUCAGCUGCAGGAGCAGCUGGGCGGCCAACAGCAUGAGCGCCGCGCCAAAAGGUCCCUCCAUGGAGCAGCAGCACAGCUCCAGGGCCACGGAGCCGGCUCCUAGGAUCAUCCAAGACCCGUAUCAGACUCUAGGGCCCAUCAGCAGCCGGCUCGCCAACCCAGACGCCGUCAGCACGGCCAAGAACCGGGCUGCCAAACCGAGUCCGUACAAGCUGCCCGACCCCAGCGCUCACCGGCCUGUGGGCUCGGGUCAGAUCCAGCUGUGGCAGUUCCUGCUGGAGCUGCUGUCCGACAGCAACAACGCCGGCAUCAUCACGUGGGAGGGAACCAACGGCGAGUUCAAGAUGACGGACCCGGACGAGGUGGCCAAGCGCUGGGGCGAGCGCAAGAGCAAGCCCAACAUGAACUACGACAAGCUGAGCCGCGCGCUGCGCUACUACUACGACAAGAACAUCAUGACCAAGGUGCACGGCAAGCGCUACGCCUACAAGUUCGACUUCCAGGGCAUCUCGCAGGCCCACCACAACCACUCGGCGGAGGGGGGCGGCGGCGGGGGGAUGGUCAAGUACCAGACGGAGAUGUCCUACGUGCAGCCCUACCACAGCCACCAGCCCAAAAUGAACUUCAUGGGGGGCCACACCGCCCCCAUGCCCGUGUCCCCCGGGAGCUUCUUCAGCCCGCCGUCGACGUACUGGAACUCCCCCAGCAGCCCCAUCUACCCCGGGUCGGCCAUGACCCGGCACCCCGCGGCCCACUCCCACCUGAGCUCGUACUACUGAGUCUGCAGGAGGGGUGACGCAACAGGGCGGCCAUUGUUUGGGCCUGGGUCUCGUUCCUUGGAUGAAGCUCGGGGGAUCUGGCACUGUACGCCUCUCCCGGGAUCUUAUUGUUUUAUAUCAAUGUGAUUAACGGUUAUCGGAUGUUACCAAACCAAGUCUAUUUUGUAAGUACCGUGUUGGAUGUGUUCCAGCGCCCUGACAUGUGUAAAGGAUUCACUGUAUAGAAUGACGUGUAUUAAUGUGUAACUGUACUCUCUGGAAAGCCAAUAAAACGACAUGUGGGAACAACGGC
Messenger RNA from Pseudoliparis swirei, 2114 nucleotides. It is a transcript of the gene fli1rs, whose product is annotated as Fli-1 proto-oncogene, ETS transcription factor-related sequence. The coding region runs from base 425 to 1822 and encodes 465 amino acids. The record is from RefSeq and is a predicted model, not a curated record. Gene Ontology annotation, cellular component: nucleus. Gene Ontology annotation, biological process: regulation of transcription by RNA polymerase II; cell differentiation. The transcript has 10 exons. Lineage: Eukaryota; Metazoa; Chordata; Actinopteri; Perciformes; Liparidae. Gene Ontology annotation, molecular function: DNA-binding transcription factor activity, RNA polymerase II-specific; sequence-specific DNA binding.